AAUAGAUGCGUUGUUGAGCGCCGGUGGUAGAAAAGUGAAAGAGAUGGGAAAGCGAGACAAGAAACAGAGACACCAGCCAAGAAGAGCUGCCUUUCACUACACUGAAGAAGACGAAGAAGGUGUUGGUGAUGGUCAUUACGAAGGUCACUCCGCUUCGAAGCACACACUUUCUGGAGAAGAAGAAGAAGAAGAAGAAGAAGAAGAAGAGGUGGUUGAUGGAAAAGAGGAAGCUGAUGAGUACCCAUCAAAUGAUUUGCCUUCAAAAUUUCUUCUUUAUCAACAAUCUGUACAGUCACCAAAGGGAGACAUAAGCUAUCUGCAGAAGUUCUUUUUGAUGUAUGUGGGUGGGAGGUUACCUCUCCAUCUCCAAGAAGAUUUCUGUGGCACAGCCCUUCUUAGUGCAGAAUGGCUCCGGACUGAUACAAGAAGGACUGCUGUAGGGUUGGAUUUGGAUGUUGAAGCACUAAAUUGGUGCAUGGAGAACAACAUAAAUAAAGUUGGGGCUGAUGGAUAUUCCAGAAUGUCCCUCUUUCAUGGGAAUGUCUUGCAACCUCUUGAGGCCAAACUAGUUAAAUUCGAGCCCCAGGAACUGAUAAGAAAGGUGUCACUCACUGAGAACAAAGAUAAUUUGGAGAGUGAUGAAGUGGAAUCUACUCUUGCUGAGGGCUCUUCUUCCUCAAAUGAUGAGAAAUAUUUGAGGAACCAUCUGUUGCCUGCUAGAGAUAUUGUGUGUGCUUUCAACUACAGCUGUUGUUGUCUCCAUCAACGUUCCGAACUGGUUCUGUAUUUCAAGCAUGCUCUUGAUGCCUUGUCGAAGAAAGGUGGAAUAUUUGUAAUGGAUUUAUAUGGUGGUACAUCCUCAGAGUGCAAGCUAAGGCUUCAGAGGAGAUUUUCCAAUUUUACGUAUGUUUGGGAGCAAGCUGAGUUUGAUAUCAUUGAGCGCAAGACAAGGAUUAGCCUUCAUUUCCAUCUCCAAAAGCAGCAGAAGAAAAUUCGACAUGCAUUUUCAUACAGUUGGAGGCUGUGGUCACUGCCUGAGAUUAAAGACUGCUUAGAAGAGGCAGGAUUUCAGUCUGUUCAUUUUUGGCUGCGGAAGAUGCAAGACAGCAGAGAUAUCAGAAAAACAGAGGGUUUUGGUGUCGGGCGUGACAUAAAGUAUGAAGAGAUUAAACAUUUUCAGCAACAAGACUCUUGGAAUGCAUACAUCGUAGGUGUUGCAUAGCUCCAUGCAUCAAGUAAUCUCUGAGUUGAGGUUGCAUUCAAUUGCUCUGACCAAAAGUACCUUAGUUUUCCAAUAAGUAGGUGCUGAAGAGCUGCUUUCGAAAGCUAGGAACGUUUAUGUACUUCAAAAGUUAGCUUGCAGUCUUCACUGUGAAUUUUGGUACUUGUUACUGUUUCACUUAAUCUCACAGUUAAUGUUCUGAAA
Messenger RNA from Prunus mume (Japanese apricot), 1426 nucleotides. RefSeq names its product S-adenosyl-L-methionine-dependent methyltransferases superfamily protein. Lineage: Eukaryota; Viridiplantae; Streptophyta; Magnoliopsida; Rosales; Rosaceae. The record is from RefSeq and is a predicted model, not a curated record.